AUGCGUUUCAACGUUCUCUCGAUUAUUCUCUUUGCAGUCUCCUGCGUGGCUCUCACUGUCACAUCGCCCAAGACCGGGGCCAAGGUUGAUUUGAGCAAGGAGUACGAGAUCAAGUGGAAGUCCGUCCAGUCGGACCCAACCAAGUUCAGCAUCGACCUGGUCAACAUGAACGGCUCCAGCGCCAACAAGGAGAUUGCCAAAGAUAUCGACGCCUCCCAGGGCUCCGUUAAAAUCGACCCCGUUUGGGGUAUUCCGAAGGACGCCGGCUACCAGCUCAACUUCAUCUCUCGAGACAAGAUGAACACCGGCAUUCUCGCCCAGUCGCAGGAAUUUGAGGUCACCAAGGUUGCUGAUAAGCCCAAGAACACUACCAGCACCAAAUCUACUUCCCGCCCCUGCAUCAAACAUCAAACACUUUCCAGCUCUACUAUACCAUCAUCUAGCACCAUUCCCGCCUGCUCUGCAGCACCGAAAACGACCACUACCUCUAGCUCUUCGAGUCCCACCGAGUCCACUGCUGCGCCCACCAACUCCACCGCCGGUGCCUCUUCCCUCGCGAUUCCGGCGACUUUCGGCUCUCUCAUGGUGAGUAUCUUCGCACUUGUGCUCUAA
Aspergillus affinis is the source of this 612-nucleotide messenger RNA. Its product is annotated as GPI anchored serine-threonine rich family protein. The transcript is spliced from 6 exons. The record is from RefSeq and is a predicted model, not a curated record. Lineage: Eukaryota; Fungi; Ascomycota; Eurotiomycetes; Eurotiales; Aspergillaceae. The coding region runs from base 1 to 612 and encodes 203 amino acids.